Sclerotinia borealis F-4128 is the source of this 1395-nucleotide messenger RNA. NCBI's taxonomy places the organism in Eukaryota, Fungi, Ascomycota, Leotiomycetes, Helotiales, Sclerotiniaceae. The record is from the annotation of a GenBank genome assembly.
AUGCGACUGUUGCGAUUUCAAUCCUCAGGAAUGGCCUUUCAGGAUUGCUACCUUGCAAAUCCGGAAAUACUGCGAAGACAUCUUAAAGAAUCCAAAAAGCAUAAAGCUCAGCAAUUCACUAUUGUAAGUGAAGAUGCUGGUAGACCGCCUAGAAAAAAUAUCGACAAUAGCAUUUCCAGUUCCAUAUCCAAUGGAGGGUUAUGCCACGCUUCUAAUCUGUCCUCCACAACCUCAGCCCACGAAGAACAAAUAUUGUGCAUGGAAAGGGAAGCCUUUGAUGAUAAUGUGAUAGGAACGUUCCGAAAGCUCAAUCUAUCCACCGUUCACGACAUUUCACCAGAGAUGAAAGAGCUAUGGAUAAAAUAUAAUGGUAGAGUGCCUGAAAAACACAAUGCUCGUCGUUGUUGGACAGAUGAACGACCCAGCGAUGCCAAACUGUUCACUGCUACCGUCGAGCAGAUCCAAAACUCAUCUGUAACCUGCAUUAUCAUUCAAAGAGGGGAGCCUACCGACAAGAAAGAAGCCAUUCAAGCUGUUGCACAACUAGCUUUCCCGGAUCCCUGGAAUCCAUUAAAGCUGUUAGAUCUCCGACUUCCUAUUUUAACAAAUGAUAUUCUCAGAGUCCCGAACGACAUAGCGCAUGCAUAUGAAGCAGACAAUUUACAGGUUCUGCUUACCCCAAAGUAUUCUUGGACCCAGCUGCAUUUCGAUAACGCAGAGGGCUUAUCUGGUAUUAUUGGCAAGACAGGCAAGAAGAUUUUUGCGACUUUUCCAAACAGCCCUAAUAAUGUAAAACUCUUUCAAAGUACUUUGGGCAGAGAAGCAAAGCUGGAAGAAAUUGGCUCGUCACUUGAAGGAGGACUCACAUUCACAAUAACUUCUGAUGAUGCCAUCGAUUUGCCUGGAAACUGCUUCCAUGCAGUGUGGACACUUGAAGGCUGCUUUCUCGCAACGUUGGACUUUAUCACCCCUAGUACAAUUAAGGUCUAUUCGAGAAUCAUAUGUGCAGGGUUAGAUGAGUUUGUUGGGGCGAUGCGCCAGAAAGAUUUGUUUGACUGGCUCCUUACAUCCUUUGAGAUAGCUUAUAAAAAUGGGUCUGUGGGUGACGCCGUUUCUUCAUGGAUCGAAUUGUUGGAUCGCGCAAAAGAAUGGGCGUGUGGACAUCCUAAAUGGUCAAAGAAGGCAAUAGGUUUAUUUGAGGAAUUUUUGUCAUCACCCGCUUCGUUAGACCAGAUUUGCGCUCGCAACGAGCCUGGAACAGAGGAUUACCAGCGAAAUGGAGAUGAAAACUAUCCGACGAUCGAAGCUACAACCGACGAAUUCAAAGCGGUGCCGGCCUUUACGAGUCUGUUGUGGGGAGCAGAGCCUGACGGGGAACUCAUUGCGAGCCCCUGA